AUGAACAAGGACAAAGAGCUGGAGAGGCUGCUCGCCGAGAUGCGAGAGGAGCCGAUAAGUCAGCUAAAGAACAAGAAAAACUCAGUUAAGACAAGUACAGCAGCAUCCUCGGAUAACUCGCGCAUCAGAGAUCAACUGUGGGAGCAGAGCAUAACAAGUACAGCGGGCGAUGGCGUGCUUUGGAACAAAGAGUUCAAAGUUGGGGGGAAGGUGGAUCAGUUCCUCAAGGAGUCCUCACAACUGUCGAGGCUGUCACAAAACCCAGAUGACAGGAGGAGCCUGUUGAAAGACGUUCAGCGCCUGGCGGUGGAAGAAGCGAUCCGUUGGAGAGAAAUGAGCAAGCUGGCGGGGGAAUUCCGGUUGAUGGGUGGUGACAAACUCGGAGCGAAGUGGACCAGGCAGUUCGAGAAAUGGCUGUACAGCAGGCGCGCUGCAUGCCCGACUUGCCCGGCAGGCAUUUUUCCACUGGGCAAGGAGAAUGAAAAGGACGAGGAGCUCAAGAGGAAGCUGGAAGCAGCUGGCAUAUCUUCGAAGCAGGCCGAGAAAAUUUGUGAGACGAUAGGGAAAGGGGCGAGAAAGGCUGCGGCUACAGUUGGCAGAACUCUGGUGGGGAAAGGUGGGAAAGUGAAAGUGAAGCGGGUCGACAUGCAGGAGGGCGAAAGGACGAGGACCAAGUAUGUGCUGAGAUGCUCGGGGGUUACCAUGGAAGUGAAUUUCGAUCACUAUGUCAAGUUACAAGAAUUGAUGAAGCAUUCUGGGUUCGUGAAGCAUUCAGAUAUGACGGAAAGCUUCAUCUCUUGCGCAAUCUUCAGCUUGCUCGCAAGGUACUCGUCGUUUCAGGGGGGGCAUUACAAAGCUGGCGGUUUUCAAGCUGCAAUACAUGGAAGUUGUUUCGACACGCUGAUGGUGGAGUUCGGGUGCUGGUUGGAGUGCUUUGCCUCGCCCAUGAACUGCCGUUAUUCAAGAUUUUGUUCUGCGCACUUUGACACGGACUACAUUUUCGGCAGCAUUGGCUCUUUCUUUCAAUUCUUCCCGAGGGAAGGAAGUUUCGAGGCCAACCCUCCCUUCGAUGAUGGUACAAUCUUGAAGAUGAUCGAUCACAUGGAAGACAUCUUUUCCAAGAGCUCCUUGCCACUGUCCUUCAUCAUCAUCAUCCCAUACUUGCCAGAUCAAAACGGCUGGAGAAGGGUGUAUUCCAGCGAGUACAAGAGAGCUCACUUGAAAGUGAAGCAGGCAGAGCAUGGCUACUUCGAAGGCUCACAGCACGACAGGAUCAACCGAUACAGGAUCGCUCCUUUUGACACGAGCGUCAUCUUCCUCCAGAACGAGGCGGGCAGCGAGAAGUGGCCGGCAACAAAGGAGAAGCUCUUGAAGCUUAGAAACGCCUUCAAGCCGAAGCUCGAGCUGAACCCCCAUGGGCUCAACUUCGUGGCUCCUGAUCACUCCGACAAUGAAGAAGAUGAGGCUGGUCGUGAGCAGCUUGAGGAGAGCGGGGACGAGAACGAGGAGAAUGAGAAAAGAGUCAAGUCAGAUGUCAAGCACAACGAAGUGUCAACGAAGAGACAGAAAAGAUAA
Messenger RNA from Guillardia theta CCMP2712, 1575 nucleotides. RefSeq lists its product as hypothetical. The coding region runs from base 1 to 1575 and encodes 524 amino acids. The transcript is spliced from 11 exons. The record is from RefSeq and is a predicted model, not a curated record. Lineage: Eukaryota; Cryptophyceae; Pyrenomonadales; Geminigeraceae. Gene Ontology annotation, molecular function: RNA polymerase II C-terminal domain binding; mRNA (2'-O-methyladenosine-N6-)-methyltransferase activity.